AUAGAAAAGAUCAACAAGGGUAACAGUAUCAUAACAAGAUGAUGAAAAGGGACAUGCAUUUUGUUCACAUUCUUUUCUUAUUAACUCUUUCUCCUUUAAUUUGUGUUAGUGGUUCCCAUUUUGUGCUUGUUCAUGGAGCAUGCCAUGGUGCAUGGUGUUGGUAUAAGGUGGCAACUUUGCUUAAAUCAGCUGGUCAUAAAGUUACAACUGUUGAAUUGGCGGCUUCCGGUAUCAAUCCGAUACAGGUCCAACAGAUUCGUCAAAUUUCACAAUAUCAUGAACCUUUGAUGAAAUUUAUGGAAUCUCUACCAUUAGAAGAGAAGGUGGUUCUUGUUGGUCAUAGUCUUGCCGGAUUGUCUAUGUCUAUCGCUAUGGAAAAAUUUCCAGAGAAAAUUUCAGUUGCGGUUUUCGCAACUUCAUUCGUGCUUAGUCAAAACCUCACUUACCCUGCUAUUCUUAAAGAGCAAGCUAGAAGGAAUAAUUCUUUAAUGGAUACAAAAGAUUUCUAUUUUGAUGGACCAGACAAACCUGCAACUGCUAGACUGUUUGGACCCAAAUACUUGGCAUCCACGUUUUAUCAAUUAUCACCACCUGAGGAUUUGACCCUUGCAAUGACACUGGUGAGACCUAUGCCACUUUAUAGUGAUUAUGAAUUAUUGGAGAAGGAAACAAAAGUUACCUAUGAAAGAAAUGGAAAGGUGCCUAAAAUUUUUAUCAUUGCUCAAAGGGAUAAAUUAGUAUCAGAGGAUUUUCAAAGGUGGAUAAUUGAGAGAAGUGGUCCAUAUGCUGAGGUGAGAGUGAUUAAGAAUGCUGAUCACAUGGUUAUUUUCUCCAAAGUAAGGAGCCUUACUUCUAGGCUUCUAAGGAUUGCAAGGAAAUAUUAAUAUUUAAUCAUAAUGGUAUAUGGUAUUUGUGUCUACCAUGUCCCAAACAAUUAUGUUUAUGUGUUUGGGAUUAUAUUUUUAUUAUGAAUUAUGAUUGUGAGUUCUAUUUAAUAAGAAUAAUGGGAUUGUCCCUUGUUGUGUUUUUA
Molecule: messenger RNA, 1030 nt
Organism: Vicia villosa (hairy vetch)
Lineage: Eukaryota; Viridiplantae; Streptophyta; Magnoliopsida; Fabales; Fabaceae
Product: methyl jasmonate esterase 1-like
Exons: 3
Coding region: 39-884 (281 amino acids)
Biological process (GO): jasmonic acid metabolic process; salicylic acid metabolic process
Molecular function (GO): methyl salicylate esterase activity; methyl jasmonate esterase activity; methyl indole-3-acetate esterase activity
Source: RefSeq, a predicted model, not a curated record